Messenger RNA from Acyrthosiphon pisum (pea aphid), 2696 nucleotides. RefSeq lists its product as uncharacterized. The transcript has 5 exons. Gene Ontology annotation, molecular function: protein binding. Bases 567 to 2213 code for a protein of 548 amino acids. The record is from RefSeq and is a predicted model, not a curated record. NCBI's taxonomy places the organism in Eukaryota, Metazoa, Arthropoda, Insecta, Hemiptera, Aphididae.
UUUUAUUUAAUCUGUGAUUAUAGUGUUUAUCAGUGUUUUGAUGUAUUCUUUUAUCUAUGAUGACCACGAUUUAAGAUAAGUAUAUCUUAAAUCGUGAUGAUGACACGAACUUUACUAUGAUCAUAGAAUACUAGUAUUCUAUGCUAUGAUUAUAGUUCGUGCUAAUAACUUAGAACGGAUAUCUAGGGACGCUUAAUCGGCUGAUAACAGAUAUUUAACCGGCCAUAUUCGGCUGUGUUUAACUGCGUUGGUGAAAUCGGCCCUGAAAGUAUAACUGACUUGGCUACCUAUAUCCAUUGUAUCACGAUAAAGUAAACUCAGUUUUUUUUAACUUUACACGCAUUAUAUAUUUGAAUAUGACCUUAGAAGCAGACACUAAACUGUACGUCUGUACCUAUGUUUUUCGUAAAGUUCUAUUAACAAAGUUUUCCGGCAUCCAGUUAGACACAUACGUUUAAUCUCGCCUACCUUGUAUACUCGUCAGGCGUUCUAGUGUUCGGCGAUUUUUAUAACUUGUUUAGUUUAAUCAUUUUUCAACUCUGAACUACACAUUGCGAAAAGAAGAAAUGGAAACAUUGCCGUCAGAAAUCAUCACUCAAAUACUGGAAUACUUGCCAUUUGAUGAUCGACGAGAACUGGCUAGGGUCAAUAAAAUGUUUUAUCAUGCUUCAUCUCACCCAGUAUUCUUAAGAAAAGAGUUACUUAAUUAUAAGGCAAAUGAAAUCAAUUUGAAUAACUUUAACAAUUUCAAAAACAUGUUGUUGAAAUCAAGAAGAAAAUUGUUAUGUUUGAAAUUUGUUUGUUUAACUUGUAUAGACGAUUUAACCAUUUUCACAAACUUGGGGAAUCACAUUAUAUCACUAAAUUUUACUAAUUUAUAUUUGCUAAAAGAUUCAUUUCUAGAUGCUAUUACACAAUGCUGUAGUAAUCUCGAAAAGUUAGAACUUACAAAUGUGGAGAAUUUGAUUUUAACUGAUAACGACCGUAAACCAAUACUCAAAUUGUGCAGUAUAACUUUAAAUAGGAUUCAAAUAUCUGAUAGAGAGUUUAAUCUAAUUUUGAAACUUGUUCCAAAUUUAAAGGAUUUAAGUAUUAUUGAUUGUAGUUUAGUUGGCAAAUAUCCAGUCAUAAAAAGAUUUUAUCCCCACAACAGUAAUUAUAUUGAUUGUUCAUUUACCAAGUACAAUUCAAAUUAUGUUUUUUCGGACGUUAACAUUGUACACCAUUUAAAUAAUUUUGUUCGCUUAAAUAGUCUUAGGUUAAAUAGAAGUAUUAAUAUAUUUUAUCAGAUUCAACCCAUACAACUUGAAAUUAAAUCAUUGUCGUUGAAUCUUUUUGAAACAAAUUUCUGUCAUCCCAUCGACUAUGAAAAGUUAAAUUCAAUAUUAGGUCAAUAUGUAUUUUUAGAACAAUUAGAAAUUUUUAGAUUGCCUGUUAGUAUGUUACCAAUUUUAUCUAAACUAUAUAAUCUUCGACACUUAACAUUAAGUUAUACUGUUAAUGAUUCGAACUACGCUGAUUCUGGUAAAUACCUUAAAUCAUUUGUCGAAUCGUUAAAAAAUAUGAAAUAUAUCAGGACAUUAUCAUUUAAUAGUGCUAUUGAUUGGAUUAAUCAUCUUGAACUUCCAAUAUAUCCGUUUCUGGAAUGCACGCUGAAGUCUCUUACAUCAUUAGACUGUUCUCUUGAUUCAAAUCUAGGAGUACUAAAAUUUGGUAAAAAUUUAACAAAUUUACGAAUAAGAAAUGGUGGUAUUCUUAAAGUUGAAGAUUUACAACUAUUAUUCAGAAAUUUGACUAAUUUAAAGCAUUUGUGGAUUGACAAUUGUUCUGUAUUAAAUGAUGAAAUUUUCAUUAAAUUGCCAAUAUCUAAUCUGAAAGAAUUGAUUACUUUAAGGAUAAAACCAUCAAAUAUUUCACACCAAUGCUUGCGACACAUUACAAAUUCAAGAUUAAAAGUUUUGGCCCUCAGUGAUAUGUCAUUAGAACCGUGUUCAACACAGGCAGAAUUAAAUGAAUUAAUAAAUAGUGCAGAAAUUUUGAGUCGUGCUGUUCCAAAGUUAACUGAACUUAAUAUCCGUGCACAUUGCAGAAGUUUGAAGAAAAUUGAAUCAUUAGGAAAUUUAUCUUAUUUUAAGAGAAGUUUUACUAUAUCACUGAUGACAUAUUUUGAGAAGCUGAAGAUUUUGGAUCUUUGUGCAAGUUUGACAGUAUAGAACUGUAGAAGCUAUUUGUACUGAAGUUCAACAAUUCGUUCAAAGCGGUGCAAACUAGUAGGUACGAUCGCCACCGCGGAGCAUCACGGCAGAUAAGUAUACUACGGCUGUGUCCACUGACAUCCACGCAUCCACCUACCGCUGGUCACUCAUCAGUAUUCGGUUACUUAGUAACUGUUACUAUAGUCGACACUCGGCAGUGCACUCAAGUCGACCGCCUCAACUCUCAAGGACGAUGUCCGGUCGGCGGUACGGCGCGCCGAAGCAACGGUCGAUACACCGAUCCAUGGACGAGUAUACUAUAAUGUCUAAUACUCGCCGCCGCCACUAGUCAUCGCAUCGUUCCGUGCCGUCACUCGUGAUUCGUCGCGUACUCGCGUUUAUCAAUCAAUACUCUGCGUCGCUGCUCAUACCACAGUCCGCACAGCGCACACCGUUCGGCUUUCCGCGUUUCGCUGUCCCUCCGUCGGCCGUCUUGCACAU